Messenger RNA from Diospyros lotus (date-plum), 2203 nucleotides. Its product is annotated as protein FEZ. Gene Ontology annotation, molecular function: DNA binding. The coding region runs from base 663 to 1871 and encodes 402 amino acids. The record is from RefSeq and is a predicted model, not a curated record. Lineage: Eukaryota; Viridiplantae; Streptophyta; Magnoliopsida; Ericales; Ebenaceae. The transcript has 3 exons. Gene Ontology annotation, biological process: regulation of DNA-templated transcription.
AAAGGUUAUGAUUUAACUAUUGUUAUUGGAAGAUUGCUUUGUCGGUUUGUCUCCACGGGAAGAAAAUAUAAGUAGAAGCAUACAUGAGAAGAGCAUGAAAGGGGUGUGAAAUCAGUUUGAAUGAUUUUCCCCCAUAAACAGCCAAGUUCCUAGUUUCUUGAGAUCAGAAAAUUUGGAUUUAAAGAAAAAAUAUGGGUUCAUAAGGCAAAAAUGAGGUUCGCUGGAAGUGCAUGGCCCUGACUUCGGCUCCUCGUUAGCUGUUUUUAAGAAAGAACUCAAAGUUAAGCUUCCACCUCAGUUAUUGUGAUUUUCCGUACAACAAACUCUCUGCCGUAACCAUCCACAUCCAGAAAGGGUGCCCAAAGCUUUGGGGGAACACCCUCUUCAGUAAGCACAACAUGGCUCCAAAAGAAGAGAAUACUGCAUGUUCAUAUCAUUGAACUGCUUAGCAGCCUAGUCCUUACUGAACAGGUAAAGAACCACUUCUGCGUCUAGUCUGCUUCUCGAAAAGAUUCUAGUUUGGGUAAAAGACUCACUAUUCAAGCUUCAGACAGGUAAAGAACCACCUGUACAUCUUCAGUUCAGUUCAAGUUUCCAGCUUUAUCUUGUAGCUCCACAUCUCUAGCCAGAGUUAGGAUAAGAGAGAGAUAAGGAAGAGAAGCAUGGACGAGAAAAUUGAUAAUGAUAAGACCGAUGAUAUCAUGUUGCCGGGCUUUAGAUUUCAUCCAACAGAUGAGGAGCUUGUUGGGUUCUACCUAAAGAGGAAGAUUCAGCGGCGACCUCUUCCCAUCGAGCUGAUUAAGCAAGUGGAUAUCUACAAAUAUGAUCCAUGGGAUCUUCCUAAGGUGGCAUCAACAGGGGAAAAAGAGUGGUACUUCUACUGCCCAAGAGACCGUAAAUACAGGAACAGUGCACGGCCAAACCGUGUCACAGGAGCUGGUUUCUGGAAGGCAACUGGAACAGACAGGCCAAUUUACUCCUCUGAUGGGACCAAGUGUAUUGGUUUGAAGAAAUCACUAGUGUUCUACAGGGGCAGAGCUGCAAAAGGAAUCAAAACUGACUGGAUGAUGCAUGAGUUUCGACUACCUUCUGUCUUGGACCCAGCAUCAACUAAGAAGAUAUUGGACAAAAACCUUCCCACAAAUGAUUCAUGGGCAAUUUGUAGGAUAUUCAAGAAAACCAACUCUAUGGCACAGAGAGCCCUUUCUCAUUCAUGGUUAUCUCCACUAUCUGGUAUUAAAGCACCCAGUAUAUUCAUCCAAGGUGCAACCUCUACUCAUUUCGGCUCAGAGAUCAUGUCUUGCACAACUGAAACUGGACCAGCCAUCCACUUAUGCUGUAAUAAUGACUUACAGCAGGCCUCGACUGCCACCUUUUCUCCUUUAGAUAUCCCCUCAUACAACAAGCACAUGAAUCACAUAGUUUGCAGAACAUCUCCUUUUUCCGUUCCAAAUGGAGAUAUUCCCACUGGCUUCAUGUUUUCACCUCUCGAAAUGUCGGGACCAUCCAACAAGAAUACAAUUGAUGUUGGUUCCGUGCUUUCAGCUCUAUCUCCUUCCCUAAUCGGGGAAGUUACCAAGGCCUCAGAGAGUAUUGACUUUGAAGGGCCACAACAGCAGUUCAAUGGUUAUUCACCACAAGAUAUCCAAGAAAGAAUAGGCACUAGAGAAGAAGAUGGCAUGGGUUUGAGGAAAGAUCCAAAUGCAGUGCCAACCUAUAAUCAGUGGGGAAGCAUCCGAGCAAUCGGAUUUCCUUUCAGUUUGCCUUCAGAUCUACCUGAUACGUGGAACCCUGAUUUGACAUGGGAUUCACCUCCCUGUCCCAGUGAGAUGUCAACUAAUUAUUCCCCAAAUAAUAUUAUACUCGAUUAAAUCUAUAUAUAGGGUACAUCUCACGCAGGAUUCAACGAGUAGGGGCUUGCAUCAGGAAUAUAUUCUAUUUACUGUACAGUUUUCCUAUAUUACAAGCACAACACAUAUUGAUGUAAUGUUUUACCUCCUAUCCUUCCUUCCUUCCUCCAUUGUCUUUUGUACUCUUUCUUGUUUUCUACUCAUUAUCCUUUCUGUAUCUGCUAAUAGAAACAAGGUCCAAGUAGAUUGGAACAGGGAUUUUGGAGGUAAAAAUCACAAAAUUGUUGUUGAAGUUCAAUGCUAAAUUAGUGGUACUGGCCUAUAGUGUAAGCAAGAAUAAAUAAUAGUACAGU